ACGGCCGUGACCUUCCACGAGCUCUUCAAGGAGGCCGCGCUCGACGGCAACUCGAAGCUCGACUUCGGCAUCCAGUGGCAGGAGGUGCUCAUGAGCCUGGGCACGCAGCUCCCGGCGAAGGACCUGCUCGAGUCGGGCGAGGUCAAGCGCAAGUUCGACGCUAUCGACACGGACAAGAGCGGCGGGCUCGACGAGGCGGAGCUCCUCACGGUGCUCAACUCAUUCGGCCAGGACGUGCCCGCGACCGUGGCGGCGAACAUCAUCCACCUCGCGGACGAGGACGGCAACGGCGUCAUCGACAUCCACGAGUUCGAGAAGAUCUUC
Molecule: messenger RNA, 324 nt
Organism: Aureococcus anophagefferens
Lineage: Eukaryota; Pelagophyceae; Pelagomonadales; Pelagomonadaceae
Exons: 1
Molecular function (GO): calcium ion binding
Source: RefSeq, a predicted model, not a curated record